Molecule: messenger RNA, 1750 nt
Organism: Prorocentrum cordatum
Lineage: Eukaryota; Dinophyceae; Prorocentrales; Prorocentraceae
Source: the annotation of a GenBank genome assembly
UGGCAUGCUUGUUAUUGUCCGUCCAAAACCCGCCUGUAGGAGGGCAUGCCCGACCUAACGCUGCCCCGAAGCUCCAUGCGGCCGGCGCUGGCGGCGGCGGCAGCCGCGGCCUCGAGCGCGGCUUCGCCGGCGGCGCCGCCGGGCACCGAGCUCAGCAAGCGGAGCCGGCCGCGGUCGCCUCCCGGCGCGGCCCCGCCCGCCGGCGCAGCCUGCGGGGCGGGUGCCCGCGAGGCGGCAGAGGCCCCGGCCGCGGGGCCCGAGCUGCCUCCGCCGCCGGAGCCCCCCCGCGAGGGGCGGCGCCGGCGGCUGAACGUGACGAGCUCGCUGAGCUCGCCGCGCUUCAGCCCGCUGGGCAGCCCGCUGGACGGCCCGCUGCUCUUCGCGCAGUCGCCGGUGCUGGUCCCCCGGAGCCCCGCGGACGUGGACGCGGCGGAUUGGUGGACGCCCCAGCUGCUGCCGCAGGACUCGCCCCUGCGCUUCGCGCUGGACGAGCUGCGGCGGUACAUGCAGGACUGGGAGCGGGCCGAGACGGACGAUGUCCGGGAAGGCUUCUGGCACCGAAAGUCUGGGAAGGCCGUCCUCUCGGUGGUGAUCUGCAGGAGCAAGGACGACGGGGCGUCCGUGGCCUACCGUGGGAUGAACGCGGAGGUGAGUCUGCCCGCGGGCUCCCUGUGCGCCGAGCGCGCCGCCAUCGGGCGCGCCGCCUCUAGUUUCGAGAGGGCCUCGGACAUCCUGGUGGUGGCCACCGCGGAUCCCCAGGACAAGCUGAACCCCCUGUGGCCCUGCGAGGUCUGCCAGAGCUGGCUGGCCAAGCUGAGGACGCAGAACCCAGAAAUCAGCGUUCUGGCCGUGGAGUCCAUAUCAUCCCGAAGAGUUCGUUGUUCAGGUGAACGGCAGGCCAAAGCCCCCGCCUCUGCCAGAGCUGCCUACCAGUACGCUGCUGCUGGGCCUGUGGAAGGACCGCGUGGUUCUGGCGGAGGGCACUCCAGAGAUGCCGUGGGACUCGAAAGAUACAGUUUAUGUCGAUGGCUCGUGGGCGUUCAUGCACAGCGCUCACCAGCACAUACUGAGGGUAGCCCGCAUGCAGUGCACGCACUUGCUGGUCGGCGUCCACUCAGACGAGGUCCUCGCGGACGAGUCCAGGUCGACGCUCGAAGGCUACGAGUUCCGACUGCAGCGGGUCCUGCACAACCGAUAUAGGGGACCAGAUCGUGCUCACUCACGCUCCCUGGAUACUCACCUGGGACAUGCUGUCCAGCCUGGGCGUGAAGCGGGUGAUCACCGGGUCGGUCGGCAAGGCCGACGACUGCGGCAGAGGCGGGGGCCCAGACCCCUACCGCGUGGCCAGGGAGAGGGGCAUGCUCGAGGUCGUCGAGUCGCUGGACGACACGACAGAGAGCAGCUUCCACGAGUCCCAGGUUGCCAGGGUAGCCAGGGGAGUCACGAGCGCGUAGGAUCCGUAUCCGCAGGGCUUCGCGGCACCGCGCCCCAGACACGCUGGUGGUUUCACGGCGCAGCUGGUGUCGUGCGUGCUUCUGUGGGAUAGCUUCCGUGUCUUCUUUUGUAGCUGUGCGUGUCCAUGUCUUUGCAGUUUUAGUUUUCCAGCUCGUCAUAGGAAUGGUGCUUCGACGCUCACCCUGCGACGCCCGUUCUGGGCGAGGCCCGCAGGUCAGACGUCGAUGCCGAUGCCACGAAAACGUGGCAGGAGGCGACAGGAAAUACCCCCUGGCUCACCGAAGCGAAAAUGGAC